Messenger RNA from Chenopodium quinoa (quinoa), 891 nucleotides. RefSeq names its product PE-PGRS family protein PE_PGRS16-like. The coding region runs from base 1 to 891 and encodes 296 amino acids. NCBI's taxonomy places the organism in Eukaryota, Viridiplantae, Streptophyta, Magnoliopsida, Caryophyllales, Amaranthaceae. The record is from RefSeq and is a predicted model, not a curated record. The transcript has a single exon.
AUGGGAAUUUGUGGUGGUGGGGAUACGAUAGUUGGGGGAAUAACGGGAGUUGGAGGAGUUGUGGUGGUUGGGGGAGUGACAGGAAUUUGUGGUGGGGGGCAUGUGAUAGUUGGGGGAAUAGCAGGAGUUGUGGUGGUUGGGGGAGUGACGGGAAUUUGUGGUGGGAGGCAUGCGAUAGUUGGGGGAAUAGCGGGAGUUGGAGGAAUUGUGGUGGUUGGGGGAGUGACGGGAAUUUGUGGCAGGGGGCUUGUGAUAGUUGGGGGAAUAAUGGGAGUUGUGGUGGCUGGGGGAGUGACCGGAGUUGAGCAAGGAGAAGUGGGCAUUGGGGGAUUGGCAAUGGCCGGAGGAGUUGCGGUGGUUGGAGGAGUUGCGGUAGUUGGCGGAAUGGAUGGAGUUGAGAUAGGAGGGAUAGACAUUGGAGGGGGAGUGGUAAUUAUGGUUGGGGUAACGGAUGGAGUUGGUGUGGGCAUUGAGGGAGUGGUAGUGGUUGGGGGAGUGGCAGGACUCGAGCAGGGAGUUGCAGUGGUUGGGGAUGUUGUAGGAGGAGUAGUUGGAGUCAAAAUUGGGGGAGUGGCAGUGGAUGGAGCGAUAGCUGUGGUCGGGGGAGUGCCAGUAGGUGGGGGGGUGGUUGAAGGUAUUGGUGGGGUACAAGUGGAAACUGGUGGGGUUGUAGGAGGUGGAAGGCCAAAUGGUGGAGUUGGUGGAAGAAUGACGGUUAGUGGAGUUGGUGGGAGAGUAGUGAUUGGUGGAGUAACGGGAGUUAGGGGAGUGGUUGGAGCUAUUGGUGGAGUGCAUGUGGACCCUGGUGAAGUUGCGGGAGGUCGUGGGAGAUUUGUAGUUGGUGGAGUGACGGGAGUUAAGGGAGAGGUCGGAGCCAUUGGUGGGGGGUAG